Molecule: messenger RNA, 1922 nt
Organism: Dictyostelium purpureum
Lineage: Eukaryota; Evosea; Eumycetozoa; Dictyosteliales; Dictyosteliaceae
Gene: ABCF4
Exons: 3
Coding region: 49-1839 (596 amino acids)
Molecular function (GO): ATP hydrolysis activity; ATP binding
Source: RefSeq, a predicted model, not a curated record
AAGAAAGCCAAAAAAGCAGGUAAAAAAGAUAAAAAGAAAGAAAAAGCAAUGAAAAAAUUACAAGAAGCCGAAGAAGACGAAUUUGAAGCCGCUAAAAAGAAACAACAACAAGAAAUUGAUUAUGAUAAUAUCGAUAUUGAAGAUGUUCCAGGUAGAGAACCACCAGCAUAUGUUCAUUUAAAGACUGGUGAGGGUUUAAGAAGCAAAAUUGGUAACGAUAUUAAAUUUGACAAUCUUACACUUUCAGUUCCAGGUAAAAUUCUUUUACAAAAUGCCUCACUCACUUUAGCUUAUGGUCAAAAGUAUGGUUUUGUUGGUAGAAAUGGUAUUGGUAAAUCAACUCUUGUUAAAAAGAUUGCUAUGCGUGAUGAAAUUACAAUCGCUCCACAUCUUCGUGUAUUAUACGUAGAACAAGAAGUUACUGGUGACGAUAAAACUCCAUUACAAUGUGUAUUAUCUGCUGAUUUAGAAAGAGACUGGCUCCUUCAAGAAGAAAAAACUUUAAUCGAAUUAGAUAAAGUCAAUCCAAACUGGCCAUACGACCCACGUGAAAAGAGAAACUACACACUCCGUGAUAUUUACGAUCGUCUUAAAGAAACUGAGGCUGAUAAAGCUGCCGUUAGAGCUUCAAACAUUUUAGUUGGUUUAGGUUUCACCAUGGAAGAACUUGACACCAAAAAGAGUAAAGAUUAUUCUGGUGGUUGGAGAAUGCGUAUUGCCCUCGCCCGUGCUUUGUUCUGUAGACCAGAAGUAUUAUUAUUAGAUGAACCUUCAAAUCAUUUAGAUUUACACGCCUGUGUUUGGUUAGAAAAAUAUUUAAAUUCUUGGGAUCGUACUUUAUUAGUUGUAUCUCACGAAGCUUCAUUCCUCAACGAAGUAGUCGAUAAUAUCAUUCAUAUUCACGAUCAACGUUUAUCUCAAUACAAAGGUAAUUAUGAUGCAUUCACCAAGCAAAGAGCUCAAAAUCAAAGAACUAAAGAAAAAGCAAAGGAUAAGCAAGAUACAAAGCUCAAGAAGAUGAAUGAAUUCAUUACCAAAAAUAAAAACAAUACAAAUGCUAAACAAGCUGCCUCACGUGAAAGAAAAAUGGAAAAAAUGGAAAAAAUCGAAAUUGAAAGAGAAGAAAACAGUCUUGUUGUAUCUUUCCCAGAUCCAGAACCACUUACUCCACCAUUAUUAGUAUUUAAACAUGUAGAUUUUGGUUAUGAAAAUAAACCAUUAAUGUUCAAAAAUUUAGAGAUUGGUGUCGAUAUGGAUUCAAAGAUUGCUCUUGUAGGUUUCAAUGGUGUAGGUAAGAGUACACUUAUGAAGUUAAUGAAUGGUGAUUUACACGAAACCAAUGGUUAUAUUGAACGUAGCAGAAAAUGUCGUGUUGCUAAAUUCAGUCAACAUUUUGUAGAUCAAUUAGAUGUAAAUGUUUCAGCAGUCGAAUAUUUCCAAACUAAAUUCAAUAACCCACCAAUUCAAAAGAUUCGUAAUCAUCUUGGUAGAUUUGGUAUCGUUGGAUCAUUACCACUCCACAAAAUCAAUACACUUAGUGGUGGUCAAAAGAGUCGUGUUAUUUUAGCAGAGUUAUCAUGGUCAGAACCACACAUUCUUUUACUCGAUGAACCAACCAAUCAUCUUGAUAUCGAUGCAAUUGAAGCUUUAGCUGAUGGUAUCAACGAAUUUACAGGUGGUGUUGUAUUAAUUUCUCACAAUCAACAUUUAAUCAACUUAAUUGCAGAACAAAUUUGGGUUGUUAGAAAAGAUGGUACCAUUUAUCUCUAUCCAGGUACAUUCAUGGACUACAAAGAAGAAAUUUCACGUGAAAUUGAUAAUAUGGUCAUUCGUUCUUAAACAAUUAUUCGUCACUAAUAAUAAUAAUAAUAAUAAUAAUAAUAAUAAUUUUUUAAAUAAAAAUAUCUUUUUUUUUAACGCAC